AGGGUGGAGCAGGCGUCGCCCAUGGAGCUCAUCAACGCCGUGCCGCCCAUCCUCGUGCACUCACGCGUUGUUGCCUGCAGGGGAGGCCCCAACCCCGCGCUGGGCCAUCCAGUGGAGUACAUCAACGUGGACGCGCCUCAGCCCGCCGUCUGCAAGUACUGCGGCCUGCGCUACCUGCAGGACCACAGCCACUGA
Closterium sp. NIES-65 is the source of this 195-nucleotide messenger RNA. Lineage: Eukaryota; Viridiplantae; Streptophyta; Zygnematophyceae; Desmidiales; Closteriaceae. The record is from the annotation of a GenBank genome assembly.